AUGUUCUACUUGAGUGAAAUGGAGCAUACAAUCCGAUUGCCACCUCAUUUUCUCCAUCUUCCUCUCAAAGAAGCAAUUAAGGAACAGCUUGAGGGACUUUUUUUAGAUAAGGUUAUAUCAAAGUUGGGGCUUUGUUUAUCUGUUUAUGAUAUUCAAUCCAUUGAUGGUGGCUUCAUCUUUCCCGGAGAAGGUUCUCCCACCUAUACGGUAAGGUUUAGGAUGAUAAUGUUUCGUCCAUUUGUAGGGGAGGUUAUAGGUGCAAAACUUAAAGAGUCUGGUUCAAAUGGUGUACGCUUGUCUCUUGGAUUUUUUGAUGACAUCUAUGUUCCCAUCGAUCUAAUGCCAAAACCAUCCCAUUGUGAACCUGACCCAGAAAACAAAAACCAAGUCAGGUGGAUAUGGGAGUUUAAUGGUGAUAAUUAUCCUAUCGAUGGGAUUGACGAGAUUAGGUUCCGAGUGCUCAGUGUAAAUUAUCCUUCAGUACCUGUUGAGCAAGAAAAAGAAACAAAACCGUUUGCGCCUAUGGUGGUCACCGGAUCACUUGAUGCUGAUGGUUUGGGCCCCAUUUCCUGGUGGGUAUAGUGAAGCUGUUUUGAAAUAUUUAGAAUGAUCCUGUUCCCUAGAAAGCAACGAAGCUGAUGCCAAUUCAUCUUGCAAGCUGACAUUGUCCCUGCUCACGUCAAAGAUAUAUAAUUAGGGUUGUUGAGUUGAAGAUGCAGUGUUGAUUUAUUUCUCAUUUUUUUUGGUUAAUCAGAGGUGGUAGGAAGAAACUGUACUUUUUUAGAUAAUUAAUUAUAGGAAGAAACUAAGUAUCUUUUCCCCCCUCCUCUAGUUUUUUGUUUACCCGCAUCUUUUAGCAAAGUGAAGGGUUUAGGUUUCAAUAGAUGGGCAGAAGAUGGCCGGGAGUCAGGACAGCAUAUUCUGUUUUUUGUUUUCUUUUUGAUGAAGUAUAUACCUACGUAACUAUAUAU
Molecule: messenger RNA, 971 nt
Organism: Ilex paraguariensis (yerba mate)
Lineage: Eukaryota; Viridiplantae; Streptophyta; Magnoliopsida; Aquifoliales; Aquifoliaceae
Source: the annotation of a GenBank genome assembly